AUGAUCAUUACACCGAUCCUAGACGAAACUGAAGAAUCUCAAUAUGAAGACCAUGUACGGACAACUCCAACUUCGCCUCCACCAGCUAAUGACGUCCAACUUCAAUCUAAUGAUACUGCGCAGCCAAAUGCAGCUGAUGGUGACGAUGCCGAGGAUGAAGCUACCAAAACAAGAACAGGGAGGAAGAGGUUUAUGUAUGUUCCAUGUCCACAUACAGCUGAGGUCCUCUCGGAAGCAUUGAUGGAAUGUCUGUUGGAUUGGAAUAUUGAUGGUAAGAUAUCUACUAUUACUGUUGAUAAUUGCACCACUAAUGAUCUUAUGAUCAAAAAUACCUUGGAAAAAUUGUCAAGUAACUCAUUACUAUUGGGUGGAGAUUUGUUUCGUAUGCGUUGUUGUGCGCACAUACUAGCUCUCAUAGUCAAGCAAGGAUUAGAAGGGAUUAAAGGGGCAAUCGAGUUGAUUCGUAAUAGUGUUUCUUACUGGAAAGCAACACCAAAACGAGUUGAAAAAUUCGAAGAGGCUGCCCGUCAGUUAAAUAUUGCAUGUACAAAUAAGCUAGUCCUUGAUUGUGAGACUAGAUGGAACUCUACAUAUAUGAUGCUUAAUAUUGCUAUUAAGUAUCAAAGGGUCUUCACUCGCCUAAAGCAACGAGAGCCACAAUAUAAGUAUUUGCCCGGUGAAGAAGAUUGGUCGUUGGCAAGGGAGAUGUGUGAUAAAUUGAAGAUAUUUUAUAACUUCACGGAGAAGUUUUCUGGAGUAAAAUAUCCUACAACCAAUCUUUUUUUUCCAAGUAUUUGUGAGAUUAGAUUGUCAUUGAACGAGUGGAGUAAAUCUAAAUUUGAUGUGAUAAGAGAAAUGGCAUCAGGUAUGAUAGAAAAGUUUCAAGAGUAUUGGAUGGUGAUCAAUGGGAUAAUGGCAGUAGCAAUUAUGUUGGAUCCAAGGUUUAAGAUGAAAUUGAUUCAGUUUUACUUCCCGCAAAUUUAUGGUCCAUCUUUUGCAGACUUCGAAAUGACUCGAGUAAGCAAUUUAUGUUUUGAUUUGGCUAAAGAGUAUGAACUGAAAGUAUUUGCUGAUAAAUCUAUUGGCCAAAGUGAUUUUUCAUCCACUUCUCGAUCAGAGAUGUAUGGUUUAGAUGAUGACGUAGAUCCUUUGGAUAAAUUUGAUAUGUUUGUCUCUAAUAGCACUCAGACUAGUACUGUUAAGUCAGAGUUAACAUGUUAUUUGGAGGAAAGUCUUUUACCUAGGGCGAAUGAUUUUGACAUACUAGCAUGGUGGAAGACAAAUGGAAUCAAAUAUCCGGUAUUGCAGUGUAUGGCUAGAGACAUCUUAGCGAUUCCAGUGUCUACAGUUGCUUCAGAAUCUGCUUUUAGCACUGGAGGUAGAUUUGUGAGUAUCCAACGUAAUCGACUUCAUCCAAAAACAUUGGAAGCUCUGAUGUGCACUCAAGAUUGGCUGUGGGAUAAGAUGGAAGGUGAAUUAAAAUCAGAACGGGGAACUUUUUGGGAAGAUAAUGAAGAAGACCAUGAUGAGAUUAUUAACAUGGAGGAAGAUGGUUAA
Messenger RNA from Papaver somniferum (opium poppy), 1557 nucleotides. RefSeq names its product zinc finger BED domain-containing protein RICESLEEPER 2-like. The record is from RefSeq and is a predicted model, not a curated record. Bases 1 to 1557 code for a protein of 518 amino acids. NCBI's taxonomy places the organism in Eukaryota, Viridiplantae, Streptophyta, Magnoliopsida, Ranunculales, Papaveraceae. The transcript is spliced from 3 exons. Gene Ontology annotation, molecular function: protein dimerization activity; DNA binding.